Diabrotica balteata is the source of this 528-nucleotide messenger RNA. Lineage: Eukaryota; Metazoa; Arthropoda; Insecta; Coleoptera; Chrysomelidae. The record is from the annotation of a GenBank genome assembly.
AUGUUCUCAAAAAUCUUGUCAGUACUAGCUCUUAUAGCUGUAGCUCAAGCAGGUGUUUUGGACUACGGUCAUGGACAUGGACAAGCCACAUCAUACGCUUCUACAAGUCUAGGUGUAUCUGAACAUGGACACGGAUAUGCUGCUCCUGUAGUAAGUCAUGCAUAUGCUGCACCAGUUGCACAUGGAUAUUCUGCUCCUCUUCUGGCUCAUGGACAUUCUUCUCAUCCCGACGAACAAUUAAAUACCCACCCCAAAUACGAAUUCAACUAUGGAGUCAAAGACGAGCACACCGGUGACCACAAAUCUCAACAAGAAGUGCGUGAUGGAGAUGUAGUAAAAGGUUCUUACAGCGUAGCUGAAGCUGAUGGUACCCUUCGUACCGUUCACUACACUGCUGAUGACCACAACGGUUUCAACGCAGUUGUUGAAAAAUCCGGACACCCCGUCCAUCCAGCUCCAGCCCACGGACACGGAAAAGUACUUUUAGCUGCCCCUGCUGUUCACAGUGCUUCAUUAUAUCAUCAUUAA